This is a messenger RNA of Rhincodon typus (whale shark), 4720 nucleotides long. RefSeq names its product modulator of smoothened (gene mosmo). Gene Ontology annotation, biological process: negative regulation of smoothened signaling pathway. The record is from RefSeq and is a predicted model, not a curated record. Gene Ontology annotation, cellular component: Golgi apparatus; ciliary membrane. Bases 1 to 603 code for a protein of 200 amino acids. NCBI's taxonomy places the organism in Eukaryota, Metazoa, Chordata, Chondrichthyes, Orectolobiformes, Rhincodontidae. The transcript has 3 exons.
AUGGACCCCAUUGGUCUGGCAGCAGACACCGAGGAAUCCAUCAGGCGAACGAGGCUCUGGCAAUUCUUUCACAAUAUAUCAGCAGCGAGCCCAAUGAGACAACCAACGAACCAGAACAGUCGACAGAGAGAUCCGUGGUGCAGCGACCAAAGAAGAAGGAGUCGAGCUAGACCCCUCCGGAAGGUCGCUGCCCUAGGCUUGACGUGUGCUCUGACAGUUGGACUGGUCCGUCAGUGUCAAACCAUCCAUGGGCGUGAACGAACAUGUGUCCCUCCACGUCUUCCACCCGAAUGGGUCACAACACUAUUUUUCAUUAUUCUGGGCAUUAUUUCAUUGACAGUAACAUGCGGUUUGCUAGUGGCUUCACAUUGGCGAAGAGAAACCACCAAAUAUGCCCGCUGGAUAGCCUUUGCUGGAAUGAUCCUGUUCUGUAUGGCAGCCCUGAUAUUUCCGAUUGGAUUUUACAUCAAUGAAGUUGGAGGGCAACCAUACAAGUUACCCAACAAUACCCAGGUUGGAUCAUCGUACGUGCUAUUUGUCUUGUCCAUCUUCUUUACCAUUGUGGGACUCCUGUUUGCAGGGAAGGUUUGCCUACCUGGUUGAAGAAACAGAGAAACGCCUGCCCAGUGUUACACAUACGAGUUGCAUUUGUCAUCUGGGGACUGCUUAGAGCAACUCCCAAGACCGAGGAUGGAUUUGUUCAUAUCACUAUGCACUUUGGAGACAAAGAAGAGUUUUUCCUUCAUCUACCCUCAUGCUGAUUCAGAAUAUUGUGAAAAAAACUGCUGCUUAUUGUGGAUGAGAAUGGGGCUGUUCUGGAAAAUGAACAACCUGAGGAGACUACUUCACUGAAGCGGCAUCAAAAUCUAUCCUUCUGUGUCCCCACCAUUAACACUAUACCUGUCAACACUUCAUAUUAGCAACAGGCAUUUGAGCCCAAGUUCACACACUCACAAGUUUUCUUCACUCUUUAGAAAGAGAUUCAGUAUUAGGCUGGAAGUAAAAUGGACAAUGCAGGUGGGGCAGGCCUCACUGAAGAAUAGACUGUUGCGAUAUUUCCAAGAUGGUGAACCAUUGAAAAAUUGAAAGUUGGUGAGGAAUGUUACACUACUAAACAAAAGUUAUACCAAAUUGGAUGUGAUUCAGGACUUGGAGCGCAAUGGAGUGCCAGUCUGACCAGGAUCAAGUUAUGAAGCCUAUAGAUCAAAAAUUGCUUUCUAUUCUGUAUAAAACAAUUAUGAAAAUUUAAUCCUGCUGGAUAUUAAAGCCAAAUAUUAUGUUUUCUGUUCAGUAAUGUUUAGAAGAAAUCCCCCCUCCUCUUUCUGUUGGCUGAUGCAGUUUAAUGUAUAUGCAACUCAAGAGUGUUCAAAUGACUGGAAAACACUGUGCUGAGAAGGUCAAAGUCCGAGUUGCUGUCAUUUUGAGGUCAGAAUGGUUGAAAGUCCUCAGUUACCUCAUUCUUUGUGCUUUUUUUGUUCUGUAGUAACUGAUCCCAACUUCAUGUUUUUACACAAUAUUAUCACAUGUCUAAACCUUACUGGGUGCAAUUUUUUUUUAAGUUGACUAAGCUGAACUAAGAAAUUAUCUUUAUUAAAUUAUUUGUAUAUGAGGAGAAAGAUUGUGACAUAUCCUUUUAAUCACUCCACUGCUUAAAUCUGAUUUUUUUUUUAAAACAAUGUUUUGACUAAUGUACUGGCUGUGGUUGUCCAGAGUUGUCCUCCAGUUUUUACUACCAAAACUUCAUCCAUUGUUUGUGCAAUGUACAUCUGCCUGCAGAUGUACAUUAACUUAGCCCAUUCAGCAGCUCCAGUCACCUUCAUUGUGUUUACUUAUCCUAGGCAAUCCGGUUGUAUGAUAUUAAAUGAAGAUACUAUCUCUGAUCGGAUAACUAUAUGUUUCCAUACAUCUAUGUAGAGCCAUUAAACUGAGCUUCCCUUUCAGACCUUGUGCUGAUGCUUCGGGAUCAGUGUGAAGUUGUUCACUAUGAUGACAAUAAUGGAUUGAGCUAUCUGAUCGACAGGAACAGGUACAGAAUUGUGUGAGACCAGCUGUUGAAGGACUGCUGCAGUUCUACACAAGCUUUCUGAGUGAACUCAACUGACCUAGUAUUUAAUAUAUCAGCAAUAAAGCUUGGCUUAGAUGUCUAUAAAGAACACUACUGUCCUAUCCUAAGAUACACAUCUGCACUGAGACAUAGUAAUUACAGCUCUGAGACUGCUGCAGGAAUAUUGCUAAUUCCCAUUCACUCUUAAAAAUGGAGUUUAGAUGCAGGCACUGUACAAAUGUACUAUGUGCCUUUCCCUUCAAAAGAGAUUGUUUGGAACUAGACUAAUCUGUUCCUGAGCAUAUCUCUUCAAGAACAGCCCUUGUGGCCUCACAGUGGAUCACAAUGCUGGUGGUUGUGUGUUGGCUAACGCAAUAGCUUGAGGUGCUUGUUCACUGAAAGAAUGUGGGUAGAAGUGAAAUUGAGUCAUUUGGCGAUGCCAGGAAUAUUACUUCUGGCAAAAAGGCGACUGCUUCCAGUGAUCUGUGUGUUCUACGUAUUGAAGAAAAUGAUGUACAAGAAAUAUAACCAUCAAGGAACAAUUUUGUAUAUUUAAGUGACCUAGUACCUCAGCAUUCACAUUCCUACCCAUAUCUCAACUUGUUGGAAAUACAAACAAAAGACAAGUCCAGCAGUGCUGUAUGGUAAGAAACUGAAUGGAAAUGUGAACGAUCUGCUUAAACCAGGAAGUAUGAGAAAGCAUUAAUUAAUCAGAAAUAUAAUUUAAUUUGGUAGAUCAAGAAUUCCUGAAUUACAUCCCCUGUAUUCUAAAGCAAACACCUUGAAUUAUAUACUAAAUAACAAAACAUACUUUGAGAAAUUAUGGCUGAGCUCAUAUGUUCAUUUAGCAAUAACAAAAGAUUGUUGACCUAAUUUUAUUGUUUGUAACCGACUUGACGACAGUUUCAUUUUUCAUGAACACAUGUACAGUUCUGAUUAACACAGGCUCACAUGGGACCACCAGUGGCUGUAAAGUCUUAGUAGUUUAAAAACAAAGAUUUCUUUAGCUUUCUUCUGCUUCUCAUUCUGCAGUCUGCCCAUUUCUUCCUCUUUGCCUCCCUGCCACUCUCCUACUGGCCUGUGCCCAUAUGUGUGUGUCUAUGUAUGUCUCUUUCUCUUGCAUUUGCUCACCUUUUGCUUUCUCUCCCUGUUUCACACUCUGCUCUCCGCUUUCUACCUGUGUACACUCUGUCCUCUCCAUGUCUUCCACUUUACCUGGUUGAUAUCAUUGAUGGUACAAGAUGAGCUAUACUCUGCCAAUAUAAGUGAAAAAGCCCGCGUCAUAACAUGUUACUGUGCAAUGUGUGUAUGUUCCUUACUCCCUGGCCUCACUUCAGAUUGCAGUUUUUAUAGCAGUAACACAGGAGAUAGCAGUAAAUAACUACCAAAAGCCCCAGGAAUAGCUCUUGGAACUUCAGAUGUACUUUGACCAAGUGUUUGUAUUAAACUAUAUCUAGAUUGUAGAAACAGACUUCUGAAUAAAUCACUUGACAAAAUUAUUGGAGGUAUUGGGUACUUGACUGAAAGAAUAUCAAAUAUUUGAAAACAUCUGCUCUGCACGCUGUAUUGCAUUCUAAAUUUUACACAAUAUCGCAGAACAUCACAUCAGGUAUCCUUUAGUAAUACAACAUUUUAAGACAUAUACAAGACCCACUUACAACCUUUAAAAUAGUUGACCAUCAGUUUACAAAGUUACAUGCCUUUUUGUUUUGAAGAUCCUUUUGCAGUAAUCAUGCUUUGUAAGUGGGUACAAAUUGUUUUCAUUUUCUCAAACUGCAAAUCAUUUGUCAUUCAAUCCAACGCAAUCAGCAAGUUGACAGUAUCAUAGAAUCCCUACGGUGUGGAAGCAGGUCAUUUGGCCCUUUGUGUCCACACCGACCCUCCAAGGAGUAUCCCACCCUAGACAACUGCACAUUGUUGGACUGUGGGAGGAAAGCAGAGCACCUGGUGGAAACCCAUGCAGACACGGGGAGAAUGUGCAAACGCCACACAGUCGCCCGAGUGUGGAAUCGAACCCGGGUCCCUGGCCCUGAGAGGCAGCAGCGCUAACCACUGAGCCAACGGGCCGCCCACCGCUUCAACAUUUUUUCUCAUGUUAGAUUAGGGCCCUUUUGAGGGGCUUUGAAGUCACCAUGUGCACCCUGCAGCUAGAGGAUCGGUUAGCUUAGUUGGCUGGAUAGCUGCUUUGCGUCACAGAGUGAUGCUAAUCGUGAGUUCAAUUCCUGUACCGGCUGAAGUUACCAUGAGGGACACUCCUUCUCAAUCCCUCCUCUCGCCUGAGGCAUGGUGACCCUCUGGUUAAUCUGUCUAAUGAGAGAAAAACCCUGUAGUCUAGUAGAUUGAUGGUGACUUUAGCUUUAGAUCCUGCAGUUAACUGACUGAGCAGUUCGACAGCAUCAUAUAUUCCCACUUUUGCUUUAAAUUCCCACUUUAAUGGCUUGAUUUUUCCCCUGUGCAAAAAGAAAACUCGGUAUUUAGUGCUUUCUGAGCAAAGGAAAAUUAUUAAUAUCAUCAGUGCAGCCCGUUAUUUUGGAAAACAAAUUUAUUUGGACUGCAUUCUGUUUAAAGAUUUAUAUAUUCUCUCUAACUCUUGUAGAUCACAUCAAUCCUGUAUGUUUCAGUUCGUUGAUCAUUUGUGUCUGUUAGUCAUUCCUGAGCUGAUGUUUUCUCUGGGGC